GGGGCUCAGGGCGUGCGCGGGAGCCGCCAUUUUGUGGGAUCGUUCCAGGGUUCUUGGCGAAGUUAACUGUGCUCCGCCGGCCUUUUUUUUGCCUUCUUUAUAGGCCCUUGAGGGGUCUUUGUGUUGCACAGGGGCUAGUGAGGUAUAGGGACCUUAUUGUGUGUGGGCUGAGGUAGGCUGAGGGUCAGAAGAUGUAUCUGUAGUAGGAAAGUGGGAAUUAAGAGGACUUGUAUGGAUAGGGAGGAUUGAAGUACUUUUACAUAGCUCAGGGAGCAGUUUAGGCUCUCCAAACUUGUGGCUUGUAAGGAAUUUUGUGAUACUUUGCAUCAGUAUUUUAGAACUAGUGUGACAGUAGAUAGAGCAGCGGGUGAGCCAGGCUUAAGGGCUCCUCUUUUUUUUUAGUUUUGUGAGUGGUGUCUUGAAUGUAAUGGUAGCAGGAGUCAACUGACCUAAAAUCCAUUGAGUUUACAACACGGCAGUGCCCUUUUUGAAGUUGAUACUGCUGUAAAUCAAAGCACUUUAUAAAGGUCCAGGCCCUUGCACCUCUGGUAAAAGGCACUUGUAGUUUAGGACUAAGGUAACCACCAGUAGAGUGACUCCAGAGCAGAGCUUUUUCUCUUCAUAAGCUCUCCUGACCUUCAGCGAUUUAAGAGAUUUGCUUAUCUGUAGUUUAUGGUGUUCAGUGCUAAGAUGCUUGAUUAUAUGCAAGUGUUCCUGUUCCUUAUCUGGCAGUAAACUUUUUCAACCUUAUCAUUUUAUUUAUUCCUUUCAAGUAGGCCGUUCAUUUUUGAUGUGGCGACAGACCUUAUAGACUUUGUUCUUGUGAACUGCAGUGCUUAAGUCCAUGUGGAUUGUCUCCUAAGUGCAAAGACCUUUAGUAAAAAGUUAAAACAGAUGCUUAGUCUUUAUAGCAGAUAAGGGGUAACAUCCUUGUCUUUCUGCUUUAUCGACUGAUGCAUUUUUGCCUCAUUCUUAGCUGUUUAUAAUGUCUGCAGAUCCUCUUGCUAUUCUGGUGCAGGUGAAAAAGUAGGCUGCCAGAGAUUUGAAGUUUGGGGGAAAUGUGGAGUCCCUGGUGUCUUUUUUGGGUUGAGAAUGGAGUCAUCCAAGUGCUGGGAAUUUGACUUCUCUCCUUCUCUCCCUGCUGCUGCUAAUUCCUCCUACAUCAAAGCCACUGCCAGCAUUGUGUGAGGAACCGCCCAUGCUUUUUGGGUGUGAAUCCUACAUUUGUUUCACUCUCUGGCCUCUCAGUGUUGGCCUUGUGGAAGGGAACCUGUAUAUAAAGAUGUAUAUAAACUGCAACCUUCAGGAAGAGGUGUGCUUGCAAGGGCUCUGCUCUCUGAAGGAGAGAGCUGAUUUUAGCCUGACAUGAAACUGUUGUUAUUUCAUACCCCAUUCUGAUUUCCUGCUGCUGUGCUAACAAAUGCAAUGAGAAAUUGUUACAGGAUUGUCUUGUUGAAAGCAAUUGACCCUGUCAGUUUAUCAGUACCCAGCAGUGAGUGCAAGAUCCUGUUCUUUGACCCUUCUCUCAGCUAUCUUGCCAUAUGCUCAUCAGUUGCAAUUUGAAAGAGCACGAAAUGGGUAAUUAAUGCACCAUUCAGAGGUGACAGAGCCACAGUAGAAAGACUGCUGUUGCUCUUGAAACGGAUGCAGAACACUUCCUCAUCUUUCUUUCCUGCCUCUACUAUCCAACCAACAGCCUGUUACAGGCUGCUGUGGGAUGGCAUUUUACUUUUUUGGGCUCAAAACACAGCAAUGUGUAUUGUCUCUUCAUUAACUGCCUGGGGAAGGACUGAUAGGGUGAGUGGUCCUGGCUUGUUCUGUGCUGCUUGUGAGGCUGGGAUUAGGAUGCCACAAGAGGCACCAGGAGGAUAGUGGGUAUCAGAAGCUGCUUUUGAAGAAGGGGUGUGCGAGGAGUCCCCUGCUAUAUACCUGCUGCAGAACUACACUCAGGUACCAGCUAGACAGAAAUCGUGACUUUGGAUGAGUUUCAUAAGGAGUCAUAAAAGCAAGAUGUAGCUCUUUUUAAUCAAGAGAAUUUAGAGCGUUGGGUUUAGUGAUAUCAGAGUAAGAAACAAUACUUUUCUUUUCUUGUGUAAGAGGAAAGGGAACACUGUUUUUUGGAGAAUCGUAGUUAUUACCGUGAUAAUUUCUUGUAGCUAGAAGUCAGCAUCUGGUAGCACAGCAGGAGGAAAUCGGAAUAGGGCAUGGAAUAAUGACAGUUCCAAAAAUAUGGGUACUGAGUCUCUACCACAUCACAAUAGGACUUGCAUUUGAGGUUGCUGAGAAUAGAAGCUAUUGGUUUUAGCUGAGCAGGUUAGUGGGUUCCAUCUCUAGAGGGCCCUUCCAACCCCUACGAUUCUGUGGUUUAGGGCUAUUACUGUGCUGAACUGGAACCACUGGUGUGCCAGUGGCUUGGUGUACUCAUCUUCUAUCCCAAGUCUGUAGCUGGUGGCAGGGCUGGGCUGGUCCCGUCAGGUUGAGACCUGAUUCUUCCUCCCCACCUGGAGUGGCUUUCCCAAGUAAAUUUCCCAAUACAGACUGUCCUGUUUGGAUGUGAACAAUGCAGGGCACGCUGAAGGUCUCAAUAUCUUAGCCAUCUGACUGGAAGUGUGCACAGUCUCCUUCCUGCAGGAAUGUGGGUCCCAGCCGGAAUGCCUACAUAAGCCUUGUUUAACAGGAAGAGGCUUUGUGAUCUGCUGUAGCAGGAAACAGACAGUGCUGACCUCAAAGCGUGUUAGUCAUCUGAUGCUGUGAAGGUUGGUGUUGCCUGGGAAGACUGUCCUGUUUCUUGAAGGUGUCAGUGGCAAAGAUCAAGUGUGGGGGAUUCAGGCAGUGUUGCUGAUGCAAGUGCAGGGACGUGGUGUGCAAAGGUAUUGCAGACCUUGAGCAUAGUGCAUCCAGUUGUCUGGGCUUACAGCUGAGACUCUGAAUGCGGCUGUGACCCUCCAAUCAAUACAGAAUGUUCAGAAGGUGUUAAGGUGGCACUGAAUAGUGGCAGAGUGCUUUGUGUUGUCAUUCUCCACUUCCUGAAUUUCUGCCUUGGUGUAAUCCCAGCAGAUGGUUAUCCAUUCUUUGCUGGCUUACCUGGUAACUAUUGUCCUGCGUGCAUUCUUUAGGCCUAUAGAGAUAAAGGCUGGUUUUGGCAUGGGCAAACUCAGAUCUGCUUUCCUCUCUAAAGCUGUUGUAUCAAUAUUGAAAAGAUCUGACUAGCAUAAAUUUCCUUAGUAUUUCAAGUGAGGCCUCGGAGAAGGGGGUUUUUCAGACACUAAUGUGGUCUGCACAGAAGUUAGAGAUUGUGCAGAAGAUGUUUCGUUAACCAUUUUGGUGUCCAUUGGCUUUGUGCAGAGCAAUUUCCUGUAGCUGAGAGGUGUCUAGGCUGCCAGGGACUGAGAAUUUGAGGCUGACACCAAGUAUCUUAUCUCACCCUUGUUGGGAAAGGUAGUAGACUAAACUGCUGAGUGAUGAACCAGAAAGAAGAGUAAAAGGAGUCUGGGAAUCCAUGAGUGGGACUGCAUGGGACUGUGGGGAUCCAGUGCAGCUCUCUGUAGGCUGGUAUCUGUUGAUGACAGAUGGCAAUGUCAAUACAAGUGUAUGUUGUUCAGUAGAUCUGGUGGCUUCUCAUGAGAUGAUGGAACAGAGGUCUCUGGUUCUGGGGCUGUCUGUAGUCUUUAGAAUUGAAUCCAAAUUCAAGAGAUUGAAAUGCUAGAGUUGGCCACAGUCCACUUCAUUUCUGUAAUAGCUGAAAGCAGUUCUUGUUAAUUGGCCUGAUUUUAACUGAAUCAUAAUAAUUUAGGUUGCAAAGGACAUCAGGAGGGCAUCUAGUAUAGCCACAUGCUCACAGUGCAAAUAAGUGCACUUUUACAGCCCCAAGAUGAACCAAAAAUCCAUUUCAGACUGAGCAAAUGGAAUCAGUUUCCUUCAGCCUGCAGUAUGACAGCACUGAGCUGCAUGCAAUCUGUAUUUAUAGUGGGGAAGAUUUAGUUAGUCUUAAGAGUGGGUGUUAUUAUUAUGAGAGAUGUUAGAACGCUCGUCUAGCUGUUAGCUCUGGGACGUUGAACCAGACUUGGUUCUGUUCCCUGCGGUGUGGACGAGAUUAUUAAUCACCACACUCACAGUGCUGAAGAUACGCUCGCGUGACUCAAAUGGCACUACAGCUGGAGCUUGGCAAGGGGUAAGUCGUCCGGGCGUGGUGUGAGCAGAGCAUCGCAGCACUCCGACUGCAUCUCUGGUGCACAAAAGGGACUUUGCAUUCAGUUAACAGGGCCAAGGCUUAGAAAAUGCCAUCUUUCAUAUGUAAAUGAAUUGUACUUUAUCCAAAAAAAAAAGUGUUCUGCUCCUUAUGAAAACACUUCUUAAGGGAGGAUUUCAUUUUAACCUCAAAGCAACUGAAACAGAUGGGUAGGCUCUUCCUGUAGAAGACGUAUUAAUAGAGGAAUAACACAGGGUGGAUUUAUCUCCUGGACAUAUUUCCUUUUCUACUGCUGCUUUCCCCCCGCGUUUGGGCUCUUAGUAUCUCUGUGGCAAUUCUGAAAGAUCUAGAAAUAAUAAUAAUCUAUCCAGCCAUAUGUUUGUCCUGCUUUUAAAAGUGCUUUUAAUCUGCAGUUGUGCUGAAUAGCCUGCUCCUUGGUUUGUAUUUGCAGCAGGGUCUGUGACCUGUUCUAUCCUUCUGCUCCUUGCAGGUUCUUUCUGCACACAUCUAACAGGUGUGCACGGCCUUGUCACUUGGCGUGGUAUUCACCUCAGUGUGUUGGUGUCUGGAACCUUCUUCUUUCUUUUGAGAAGUCAUCCUAGUUUCCCUUUAUAGUUAGAGAAGCACAGAAUGCAGUUCAGCUGAUCAGAUGAAGACAUGCUGGAGUAGGUCAACCUGUGCUCUAAAUGCCUUUGCUUAGGUCUGCAGUGAUUGUGGAAGAAGGGAUACAGGGUGGUUUUCUUGUAUGCGGAGGUUUGUGUAGCAAAUCCUUGCGCAUGCUGAUGGCUGUGGCUCUGUUCACCUCUAGCCAGGCUGCUCGGUUCCCAUGCUCUCCUCACAGUAAAUACACUGCCUCAGCCUCUGUUGUCUUCAGCCAUGCAGUGGUCAUUGCCAGCAGGGGCCAUUAACUCACCCUUCAUAACCACAGCUCUGCAGUACACACAGAGGUAGUCAGCAGCACAUGACUACUGAGUUCCUUGAAUCAGCGAACGCUGCUUGGACUACAGCAUCCCAAUGGAGUCACACUGAGGUUUUCUCUGUCAGUACUGUCUUUCAAAUCUGCUUUCUAACAGCACACUGAAUGGUGUAAGCGGAGAACAGAGUUCUAGCUGGCAAUCUGUCAUCAACAGCAUCCUGCUCUUAAGCUGGGCUGAUGGUCGCCUCUUUAAAUAUGCCUGCAUUUCCCCCAAGAACGUGAAAUUCUGGGAUGUGAAUGCAGGUCAGUGGAUGAACUCUUGACCAAAGCAUUUAACAUUUGAGUGUAGCUUUAGGAAGCGCUGUCCUUCUGGAGGAAAAAAUCGCUAUUGAGAGAACUAAGAAAGGAUGUGGAUAUGGUAUUGAUGUCUCUCUUCAGGCUGUGUUUUUGAGGUAUCAUUUGCAGGCAGGUUUCCAUUCGAACAGAAACAAAGACUCAAUAGCAAGAAGCUUCAUCUCCUAAGGAAAUCCUUCUUAAAAUAUUCUGGUUAAGGAAGCAGGAUGCCUCUUCUGUGAACUCUUAAAACUUACUUCUCUAGCUGAAGGGCUGAUUUUUUUCAAGAGCUAUUGACAGGUGUGGAAUAAUGGCAAUUACAUUCUCUGUAAUAAAAUACAUUGUCAGUGCCAGACAGCAGAAGAACUCCAUGAGGGAACUGCAGUCUCUUGAUUACCAGUGAAAACUGAAAUCAUCGUUGUGGCUGUCAAUAGCCACAUGUGGCUGAUCAGUCUACUUAUUUGAUCUAUAAAGAACUUGAAAGCUUAGAUCCCGUUUUUGCUAUGAUUUGCGUUUCAGAGCUGAAAUCUUAAAAAGUGAGUUAACUGUGAGCAUGUAUCCAUUGAUGCUUGGAAAACAUGGCUUGGAUUGCUUAAAGGAGAGAGAAAUUUGAUGGAAUUUUUCAGAAAAGUAAAGACAUACCCUUACAGAUAUAUGACCAAAACUGAUGGGCUUUGUAGGCCUGUGUACGUUCCUGCAUUUUCAAAGAAACACACAAAGCCUGAUGUGAAGUGGAAGUUGGAGCAGCAAUUUGUUAAAUUAUAGCAAAGUAGACCAUCUGACCUGUUGAAAUACUUUAUUGCAGAGUAAGUUAAUAUAAGAACUUCAUGCUCAAGUAGAUAAUAAAAUAUUAAAAGUAGAAAGCCUUCCUUUUUUUUUUUUUCCAUCUGCCUUGGCCUCUUCUGCAGAAACAUUGCUGUAAUUUAUCUUGGGAAGUUCCCAUUACAAAGAAUUGGCUAGCUUAGGGAUGAGGGUGGAGUAGGUGAGAUUCAAAUUCUGUGUCUCAAAUUAAAAUGAAAAAAGAUAUCAUGAAACUUUCCCUAAGAAAAAAAAUUUAAAAAACAAACAAAAAAGAUAAAGCAACAUCUUUUCUAAGAACUACUAUCAGACUCUUAAUUUGAUAUAGCAAGAAAAUGAUAAGUUUUUGAUCAAAACCACGUAUCAGAGCAGCAGUGAUGAGCCGUGGCAUGUGUUCAUUUUACACUAAGUGCUAACCUGGAGGAGGAAGGAAAUGAAGGCUGACUCAGGACUGGUAUCUUCCUGUUGGUCAGCACUGAGCAGGCUGAUAGAAAAAUGCAGGCAAACGGAGCUUGGGCAUAGGAAGCCAACUUUUAUAGCGCAUCCAUAGGAAGCGUCUCCACUACAGCCUUUCACCACGCAGCAGAGAGACUGAAGAUGUAGGCAGCUGGCAAAUGUGAAAGCGAUGAAGGGGUGUUGUGAGGCUGACAGUGCUUUUUAUAGAGCGUGUGUUUUCUGGGAAGGACGUAAGAAGGGAGAUAAACAAGUGAUGACUGUGGCAAGCUGAGAAAUAGCUGCAGCAGACCAAGAUGUGCCAAGGAGAAGAUCCCUGCAAAAAGGACCACAUUUGGGUUGAACAGGACCACACAACCUGGUGUUUUGGAAAAUACGACCCUGGAAGCUGAAAUAUAUAUCUUAACUCUGGGAUCAACUGCCUUCAGAAUUUGAGUGCUCCAGAAUUUGAGAACUUGGGCGACCAGCAUUGCUCAGAUAAGCUGAGAGCACCUUAACAUCUGACUGGAAAGUAAUGGUCUUCAGCCUCCAUCAGCCACCAGCUGAUCACUUUGCAGCAAUGUAGGUGUUGCCAUGAGGAUCGGGAGGUGUCCUGUCUGCUUUGCUGUUUCUCUUUUGGUCCUGCUGGGUAAACACCAGAGAGAGCCCACUAUGUGGGCAGAACACACGUUUUUAAGAGAGCUGUCAAGUCAGUUGCUGUACAUACAUGCAUCUUUGUAAAAGUUCUUCAAGUCCAGGGGCACUGCGUGGAUGUAAGAACUGUUACAUUUGUUGGUUUAGACCCUACUUUUCAAGAGAUGAUGCUCCGGCGAGGAUUUCUUGUAUUUGUCCCUCGACUUGUAGGCCUGCUGGUGGUGGCCUGUUGCUCUGUGUCCAUCGUUUAUAUGUUGGCUUGCACACCCAAGGGUGAUACUGAGCAGCUCGCCUUGCCCAGGGUGCACAGUCCGACAGCAAAGGAGGGAUAUGAAGCUAUUCUGCAGGAGCGAGAAGAGCAGCACCACAACUACAUCAUCAGCUUGAAGAAACAAAUUGCCCAGCUGAAGGCUGAGCUUCAGGGCAAGAGCGAGCAGCUUAAGAGCAUGCAGGAGCAGAACCCAGAUCCUUUGGACGUUCGUCUUGACCACAGUAACCCAGAGAAGGUCCAGGUUAAUCUGCUGGCGUUCCUCCGUGCCCAAAUAGACAAAGCAGAGGUGCACAGUGGUGUUAAGCUGUCCACAGAGUAUGCAGCUGUACCCUUUGAGAGCUUUACCCUACAGAAGGUGUACCAGCUGGAGACAGGGCUGACACGCCACCCAGAAGAGAAACCUGUGAGGAAGGAUAAGCGAGAUGAGCUGGUAGAGGUGAUCGAGUUAGCUGUUGGGAAUUUGAACAGUCUGGAGGGAGACAGCAAUACAAAGCACCGUGUGUAUGCAACUUCUGACUUCGUUGAAGGGAUCUACCGCACAGAAAAAGACAAAGGCACGUUGUAUGAGCUGACUUUUAAAGGGGACACAAAGCAUCAGUUCAAGAAGGUUGUUCUAUUUCGGCCAUUUGGUCCAGUAAUGAAAGUGAAAAAUGAAAAUGUCAAUAUGGCUGACACACUUAUUAAUGUCAUUGUGCCAUUGGCCAAGAGAGCCAGCAAGUUUCGUCAGUUCAUGCAGAAUUUCAGGGAAAUGGGCAUUCAGCAGGAUGGGAGAAUUCACCUCACAGUAGUUUACUUUGGAAAAGAACAAGUGAAUGAGGUCAAAUCUAUACUUGAAAAUACCUCCAAAGCAACCAAUUUCAAGAACUUCACUUUCAUCCAACUGAAUGAAGAGUUUUCCAGGGGCAAAGGAUUAGACAUUGGUGCUCGAGUUUGGAAAGGAAGUAAUGUUGUUCUUUUUUUUUGCGAUGUGGACAUAUACUUCACAGCUGAAUUCCUGAACUCCUGUAGAUUGAACACACAGCCAGGAAAGAAAGUUUUUUAUCCUGUACUCUUCAGCCAAUAUAAUCCCAGUAUAAUUUAUGGCCAUCAAGAUUCCAUCCCAUCUUUAGAACAGCAGCUGAUUAUUAAAAAAGAAACUGGAUUUUGGAGAGACUUUGGUUUUGGAAUGACUUGCCAGUACAGAUCUGAUUUUAUCAACAUAGGUGGCUUUGAUCUGGACAUUAAAGGCUGGGGUGGUGAAGAUGUACAUCUGUACCGCAAAUACCUUCACAGCAAUCUCAUCGUGAUCAGAACACCUGUCAGGGGUCUCUUCCAUCUCUGGCAUGAAAAACAAUGUCUGGACGAGCUGACCCCAGAGCAGUACAAAAUGUGCAUGCAAUCCAAAGCCAUGAACGAGGCUUCUCACGGCCAGCUAGGGAUGCUUGUUUUCAGACAAGAGAUUGAAACUCACCUCCACAGACAGAAACUGAGCAGUAAGAAGACCUGAAGCCAGAAAUUUGCUAACAAAAGAUGGGUUAAGACUGAAAGAGAAUGGAGAUUUCAACAGGCUGGCAGCGAAAGCAGAUGAGGGAAAGUGCUUGUCCUCACUUCUUCUGAUUUUUCUUAAUAGGGCUUUUAAAUUCUCCAUUAGCCUGUCCAGCACUUGCUUCCAGGGGAGACUUGAACACUUGAUGAGAUUAAAGGUAAUGGAGACAACGAACAUUUCAUAAAUACCAGUGUGAUACAGUAACAAAGGAUAUGCUCUUCCAUUGGAAUGUUUGUAAGAUGCAUGCAGUUGUUUAAAAGAUUGACCCUUCGGUGGAUCAAUAAUAACGGGCUACCUUCUGUGUAUCUAAAAUGGGCUGCGUUGAAAAAAUAUAGAGUUCCUGCUCUGAAAAGGAAAUCUGGUUGUUAACAGUGGCUAAGCUGGAGUGACCAAAAAUCUUUUUUCCUUUCUGGGACUUGGGUGGGGGGACGGCUGCAGUGUACUUACAGGAUUAUUCACCAGUUGAUUCAGUGAAAGAGGCAUCUCAGUGCUUUCUAAAAUUCAGAAAGAGAAAGCCCUGCCAGUCAACUGUGAUUUUUCCAGAACAUGUGAGGUUAGUGUUGAUUCCAUUUUGUGGACAGUAAACCAAAAGCAGUCGGCUGUGUCUGUAUCACGUGAAUCAGAUGGUGUAUUUCUGUUCUAGAAUACUGUAUCUCAAUAUUCUUUUUUUUUUUUUAAUGGAUUUGGUUUUGCCUGGGAAUUAUGUUGUCAGUACUUUUAGUUUUCAAAUUCUAGCCUUACUAGGAAACAGUACAACCUUCCAACACUUGGAAAGUGCUCUGCAGAUCUGUUUUUCCUGGAUGGGAACUUGGUUCAGGUAAAUGAAGUGAUUUUGCUAUAGAAUCUGUGUGCUGGAAGGAGGAAGCUUUCUGCUGGAGAAGAGGAAACGUAUUUCAACUUGAAUUUAACAGGAAACUUCAAAUUCUGAAUGCCAGUUACAAAAAUUAAUGACAAUUUUCUGACUUUAUACCAAAGUAUUCCUUCUAAACCAAAUCUAGAACCUCGCCCAGGGCAUAGCAGCUUUUUGUAAUUAACAAAAUAAAAAUUUUUGAUGAAUUACCAAA
This is a messenger RNA of Gallus gallus (chicken), 10182 nucleotides long. RefSeq names its product chondroitin sulfate N-acetylgalactosaminyltransferase 1 (gene CSGALNACT1). Gene Ontology annotation, molecular function: glucuronosyl-N-acetylgalactosaminyl-proteoglycan 4-beta-N-acetylgalactosaminyltransferase activity. The coding region runs from base 7487 to 9079 and encodes 530 amino acids. Gene Ontology annotation, cellular component: Golgi cisterna membrane. The transcript is spliced from 14 exons. The record is from RefSeq and is a predicted model, not a curated record. Lineage: Eukaryota; Metazoa; Chordata; Aves; Galliformes; Phasianidae.